UACCAUUUUAAUAAUAGUUUAGUUUUUAUUAAUCCUUAAGUUUCAACAACUAUGCAGGUACUGAUCAGUAAACUGAGAUUUUUCAUUAAAAUAAGAGAUAAAAUAACAUAAAAAAACAAAACAUUGUUUUGUCUUGAAAUAUAGACAGAAGUUAUUAUAUUCAUUGAGACAGGAAAUCUAGGAUUAUAAAGGUGGCAGGUUAGAGAUUGGUGCUUACAAAUUUGCACCACUUACUUCAAUUAAGUUACAGGUUGUGAAACAAAAGGAGACAAGAUGCUUAAAGAGCCACUGCUUGGGCGGCGGCAGCAACAGGAAGAAGAAGAAGUAGAAACUUCUGCUGCUUCUUCUUCUUCUUCUCUUAUCAGAUUCUUGUACGUUGGUCACUUCUUAGCGAGAUGGGAUGCCAGAAUGUGGGAAUUUUUAGUUGGCCUAUACAUGAUCACCCUGUGGCCAGAUUCUUUAAUUCUUGCUGCUAUUUAUGGAGCUGUUGAAUCUAUUUCUAUUGCCUUAUUCGGCCCCAUUAUCGGACAAUGGGUGGAGAGAUUGCCUUAUGUUAAGGUUCUCAGAAUUUGGUUGCUGACUCAGAACCUUUCAUUCAUAAUUGCUGGAAGCACAGUAAUUUCAUUAAUAGUGUUUUCGACAUUGAAGUCGACGAAUUUUACAGCAUUCGUCAUACUUGUGAUAGUAACCAACAUCUCCGGAGCUGUUGGUGUGCUCUCCACUCUUGCCGGUACCAUCUUAAUUGAAAGAGAAUGGGUGGUGGUGAUAUCACAAGGCCAUCCUCCAAGUACACUAACAAAGAUGAAUUCAAUUAUCAGAAGAAUUGAUUUAACCUGCAAGCUUUUUGCGCCAGUUGUGAGCGGCUUCAUAAUCAGUUUCGUUUCUGUUAAAGCCUCUGCUAUGACUCUAGCAAUCUGGAAUUGUGGAGCAGUUUGGAUUGAGUAUUGGCUUUUCACAUCUGUAUACAAAGGCAUUCCAGCUUUAGGCGAAAUUAGCUAUAGAAAAAUAUCGAGAUGUUUACCUCGUGAUCUCGAAGAAAGCUCAUCUCUUUCAAGUGAAAGAGUGAACCUACUUUCUGAAAAUGAGGAAAAUUUAGCACUUGAGGAUGAAGGUUGGAGAAGGAAAUUAGCUAAAUGGAUUGCGACGGUGCCUUUUUUUGGCGCCUGGAGUGUGUAUUUACAGCAAGAUGUUGUGCUUCCUGGGGUUGCUCUGGCUUUACUGUACUUCACAGUCCUCAGUAUCCACUUAUCCAAAUUAAGCUUUGGCACCUUGAUGACAGCUACCUUACGGUGGGAAGGUAUACCUGCAUUUGUGAUUGGAAUAACACGAGGAUUAAGUGCUUUGAUCGGUAUAGCUGCAACAAUUGUGUAUCCCAUCUUGCAAUCCCAUAUUUUAACUCUCCGAACCGGACUCUGGUCAAUUUGGUAUCAGUGGACCUGCCUUUUAGUAUGUGUUGCUUCAAUAUGGAUGCAAAAUAAUGUUUUAUCAGCUUAUAUGCUGAUGGCUGGAGUGGCUACAUCUCGGCUUGGCUUGUGGAUGUUUGAUUUAUCUGUCAUUCAACAAAUGCAGGAUCAAGUCCCUGAAUCUGAUCGUUGCAUAACGGGAGGUGUUCAGAACUCGCUUCAGUCCACUAUGGACUUAUUAGGCUAUGUUAUGGGAAUAAUCAUAUCAAAUCCACAGGAUUUCUGGAAGUUGAAUUUAAUGUCUUUUGCAGCAGUAACACUGGCAGCAUUACUCUACAGUAUACAUAUUUACCGAGUUAGGAAACACUUAUUCCACUUCGAGAAGCUGUUUACGUUGGUUAAAAUGAUGAUAGGAUCAACUGAAACUGUGGAGUCUGAAUCAAAUUCACCAUCUUGAUAUUGAAAUUUUAACUAGGAUAGCUUCACUUGAGAUGGAAAAUGGUGAUUUGUCGGCCUUUCCUCUCGUCUGUUCAUAGUUUUUCUUCUCUCGUCAUUCAUAGUAUUUUUAUUUUAUGUGGUUUUCUUGUAUUCUGAGGCUGUUAUUUCAGCUUUUAACGUGUAAGUACUUAAUUUGAUUAAGUAUUCUUAGCAUUUGUUCAAUCUUCGGAUUGGAAUUUUUUGAUGAAGGUUCUCUAAUCAUAUCAUUGAAAUAUGUAUAGAACAGAGCACGUUGAAAAUGGACGUUUUAAGGGUGUA
Mercurialis annua (annual mercury) is the source of this 2159-nucleotide messenger RNA. RefSeq names its product solute carrier family 40 member 2-like. NCBI's taxonomy places the organism in Eukaryota, Viridiplantae, Streptophyta, Magnoliopsida, Malpighiales, Euphorbiaceae. Bases 274 to 1860 code for a protein of 528 amino acids. Gene Ontology annotation, cellular component: membrane. Gene Ontology annotation, biological process: iron ion transmembrane transport. Gene Ontology annotation, molecular function: iron ion transmembrane transporter activity. The transcript has 10 exons. The record is from RefSeq and is a predicted model, not a curated record.